CCCCCACAGAGAAAACUCUGAGCAGCACACAUUCUAGUUGUAGAAUCACGCCGAGAACGCAGCACAGCAGCACAUAUAGAACGCAGAUCUGUGAAAUCGCCCACAAAACCAACACAAAAAAAAACAAAAACAAACGCGGCAAUCGCAGCACUCGCAGCGCAUCGCGAACAAAAAUCCCAGUGUUUUUCCCCAUGUUCGAAUGAUAAAAAACCCAAGGCCCUUUGCCCAAAUGGCCGCCACACGUGUGUGCUCUAUAAGAAAGAAAUAACGCCAAGUCCGGACCAGCAGAAGAACCAACCAACCAACCAAUCCACUAGCCCGGCCAACUAACCAAGCAAACUAUCCGCAAUCCGCAUCCAAGCAAGAGCAAGUGUUUACAACAAGCAUUCCAAAUGUUGUCCUGUCUGGCGCCGUCGUCUUCACGUUUCGGCCAAGAGGAUACCAUCAUUCAGCAGAGCAUGCCCUCCACCUCCCCCUUCGCCAUGCAGUUUCCCUCGCUGGCCUCCACCUUGCUGCACCACAACCAGUCGCCGAAGCACAGCAAUCCGGGCUCCAGUGGGAUCCAGGAUGCCCAUCCCAACCAGCCAGGUGCCGCCGCCGAUGCCUUCCUGGUCAAGUGCACCCAGUGCCACAAGCGCUUCACCGAGUAUCAGUCCCUCAGCGAGCACAUCGCCAGCGAGCAUCCCCACGACAAGCUGAACUGCGGAGCCGCCCAGCCGGAAAGCGAUGCCGAGGACGAGCAGAGCAACAUGAGCGGCAGCAGCAGGCGGUACGCCAAGUCGCCGCUGGCCAGCAACAGCAACAACAACAGCAGCACCGCCAACGCCAACAGCAACGCGAAUAGCAGCAGCAACCAGUCCAUGAACAACAACAGCGAACUGGCCAAGAACCACAACAACGCCAACAAAAUGUCGCCCAUGUGCUCACCCGGCUCCCUCACACCCGGCGACCUCUUCGCCCAGCUCCAGCACCCGCCGCCCCAGCUGCCGCCCCACCUGCACGCCCAGUUCAUGGCCGCCGCCGCCAUGGCCAUGCAGUCCGCCCGCACCGCCAGCUCGCCCAGCCAACUGCAGCAGCAUCAGCAGCAGCAGCAGCAUCAGCAGCAUCAGCAGCAACUGCAACAGCAGCAGCAGCAGCAUCAGAUGGCCAUGCAGCAACUGCUGCCGCCGCAACUGCCGGGCAGCAACAGCAGCGUGGGCAGCAACUCCGCCUACGACCUGGACCUCAGCGCCCCCCGCUCCACCUCCAGUCCGGGCUCCACCACCGGCGACCUGAGCGGCGCCUACCCCUGCAUGCAGUGCACCGCCUCCUUCGCCAGCCGCGACCAGCUGGAGCAGCACGAGCAGCUCCACUCGCCCUGCGGCCCCGCGGCGGUCAGCAAUGUCUCCCAGACCUGCCGCAUCUGCCACAAGGCCUUCGCGAACGUGUACCGCCUGCAGAGGCACAUGAUCAGCCACGACGAGAGCGCCCUGCUGCGGAAGUUCAAGUGCAAGGAGUGCGACAAGGCCUUCAAGUUCAAGCACCACCUCAAGGAGCACGUGAGGAUCCAUUCCGGCGAGAAGCCCUUCGGAUGCGACAACUGCGGCAAGCGCUUCUCGCACUCCGGCAGCUUCUCCUCCCACAUGACCUCCAAGAAGUGCAUCAGCAUGGGCCUGAAGCUGAACAACAACCGCGCUCUGCUGAAGCGGCUGGAGAAGAGCCCCGGAUCCGCAUCCUCCGCAUCGCGGCGAUCGCCCUCUGAGCACGGCAAGGGCAAGCUGCCGGAGCAGCCGUCGCUGCCGGGACUGCCCCAUCCCAUGAGCUACUUCGCCAGCGACGCCCAGGUGCAGGGUGGAAGUGCGGCACCCACGCCCUUCCAGCCAUUCCAUCCCAACUACAUGAACGCCGCCCUGCUGGCCUUUCCCCACAACUUCAUGGCCGCCGCGGCUGGCCUGGAUCCUCGGGUGCAUCCCUACAGCAUCCAGAGGUUGCUGCAACUCUCUGCUGCCGGUCAGCAGCAGCGGGAGGAGGAGCGAGAGGAGCAGCAGAAGCAGCAGCAGGAGGAGGAGGAGACUCCCGAUGAGCCCAAGCUGGUCAUGGAUAUCGAGGAGUCGGAGGCCAAGGAGAGGGCACCCACGCCAGAGGCCACCGAAGCAGCCACUCCCAUCAAGCGGGAGGAGAGCAGGGAAGCCUCUCCCGCUCCGGAAAGCUACCUUUCCUCCUCGCAAGCAAUCAAGCAGGAGCAGGAGCCCCUGAACGUGGCAGAGGAACGGCAAACUCCUGUGGAGGAACACUCCCCCGUGGAGCAAGCCGCCGAUCUGCGCUGCAGCCGCUGCUCCAAGCAGUUCAACCAUCCCACUGAGCUGGUGCAGCACGAGAAGGUGCUUUGUGGCCUGAUCAAGGAGGAGCUGGAGCAGCACUUCCAGCAGCAACAGGCCACCUCCUUCGUCUUGGCUUCCGCCAGCGAAGAGGAUGAGGAGGACGAGGAGAUGGACGUGGAGGAGGAGCCCCGGCAGGAGAGUGGCGAACGGAAAGUGCGAGUGCGCACGGCCAUCAAUGAGGAGCAGCAGCAGCAGCUGAAGCAGCACUACUCACUGAACUCCCGACCCAGCAGGGAUGAGUUCCGCAUGAUAGCAGCCCGCCUGCAGCUGGAUCCUCGAGUGGUUCAGGUGUGGUUCCAGAACAACCGCUCCCGGGAGCGCAAAAUGCAGAGUUUCCAGAACAAUCAGGCCACAGUCCCCUCCGCGGCCAAUGACUCGCAGACAUCGCUAACCCGAGAGGAUCAACCGCUGGACUUGUCCGUGAAGCGAGAUCCCCUCACGCCCAAGAGUGAGAGCUCGCCUCCGUACAUAGCUCCACCGUCGGGAGAAGCCCUGAAUCCCGAGGCCAUCAAUCUCAGCAGGAAGUUCUCCACAUCCGCAUCGAUGUCGCCGGCCUCGAUUUCACCGUCAUCCGCGGCAGCCCUCUACUUUGGCGCUGCCCCGCCGCCUUCGCCACCAAAUAGCCAGCUGGACUCCACUCCGCGAAGUGGCCAGGCCUUUCCGGGACUACCGCCCUACAUGCUGCCCAUGCCGCUGCCCAUGGAGGCGCUGUUCAAGAUGCGCCCGGGCGGCGACUUCGCCUCCAACCAUCCCCUGAUGAACAGUAUUAAGCUGCCCGACUACCGCGGCACCAGCCUGAGUCCCGGCGGUUCGGAGAAGCGUUCGUGGCGCGACGACGACUCGCGCAUCUCCCACGAGGAUGAGUUCGGCGCCGGCGUCCUGAUGCCGCCGAAACCCCGCAGGAGCAAGGCGGAGACCCACGGCCAUGCCGGCGAUCCCGAUCUGCCCUACGUGUGCGAUCAGUGCGACAAGGCCUUCGCCAAGCAGAGUUCGCUGGCGCGCCACAAAUACGAGCAUUCCGGUCAACGACCCUACCAGUGCAUGGACUGCCCGAAGGCCUUCAAGCACAAGCACCACCUCACGGAGCACAAGCGUCUGCACAGCGGCGAGAAGCCCUUUCAGUGCUCCAAGUGCCUGAAGCGCUUCUCGCACUCGGGCAGCUACAGCCAGCACAUGAACCACCGGUAUUCCUACUGCAAGCCCUACAGGGAAUAGGUAAGCGACACCUCAGUGCCGCCCACCUGCCAACCAGGAGCCAAUCCCCUAGCGCCGCCCACGACGGCCAGCAAUCGGGGCCGUCGUCGCGUUCCGGUUGCGGCGGGAAACCCCCAGUCCCCGCCGCACCACCAGCACCCCCACCAUCCGCAUCUGGCGGCCAUGGCUGCCUUCCAGCAGCAGCAACAGCAUCACCAGCAGCAGCAGCAACAGCAUCACAGGCUCUCCUGGAAUGGAGCUGGAGUGAUGCUGCCACCGCCAGCCAGCCAGCAGACACAUCGUCCGCCGGCUCCACAUCCACAUCCGCCUCCACUGCUUUCUGGCUCCGGGUUCGGCCAGCCAGCGGCGGCGCAGUUCUUUCACCACCAUGCGGGACUGCUGCCUCCGCCGCCACCGCCACAGACCACGCCCACGUCCGCGCCCGCCUUCGACUUCUUCAAUGCCAAAAUGUUUCAGAAUUGAGCUGAGAAAGCCAAGCAAGCCAAGCAAGCCACGCAAAAGCAAGCCAGCACUUAUAGGCUGUACUUAAGAAACCGAACAGAACAGAAAAUCUCAAAAUGUGCAGGAACACACUGAAAACAAAAAGAACACCCCCCAAAAUGCACUUUAGACACAGUCAAGAGUCAGAGUCAGAAAAGCAAGAGAGAAAUAUUUUUUAUAGCCAUAUAGCCAGGGAAAUUUAAGAAGAAGCCGUAGUUGAAACCUUUCGUUUGAGCGAAUUUAUUAUUUUUACAAUGUUGCAACCACUUUGUUCUUAGUAUUUUAUUAGUUUACCUUACCGCCUAAGUUCGAGCUCGGCGGGCUGAAUCAUUUUGUUUGGCCCCGCCCACUCGCUUAAAGAUAUCGUUUUAUCUAUUUUUUUACGCCUUAAUGUUUUAGCUAUUAGCUUUUUUAGUUCUUUAGCAUUUUAGUUGUUUAGUUGUUUAGUUUGAGGAGCUGGAGAGAGACCAGUACCAAGUGCUGCAGAAUACUCAGAACUCGAUCGUUAAGAGGCCAACUCCUAGAUGGAAUGGCAUGGCAUGAAUGUAUAUUUUCUACGAUUAUGUAUUCUAUUAAGCUGUAACUUUUAGUUCACUUUUUUCGGUUAAGCCAGGCUCGAAGGGAAUUUUCCACCCACAAUCUCCGGACCAACAGAAAAGCAAAUGCGAAAAGCAAAAAGUAAAUGAAAAUGAAAAUGAAUGAAAAUACAAGCAGACAAUACCGAUACAAAACCAGAUACAAAAGUAUUAAGCAGCGAAACUGUAUUAAAGCCACCCCAUUGUAAAGUCCACGCCCACACCGCCCCCAACCGCCUCCCAGCGCCCACAUUUCGUAUAUAGUUUAUGUUGAAUGGAAAACCCACCGCUUGCCGCGCGUUUCAAGCUCUCUCUUACUUAAGGAAAAACCCCAGUCGCCAGUCGUUCUCGAACUACGCUUUAAAUUUCCCCCCGAAAUCGCGAAAUGAGCACAACACCUACAAGAUCAUUCCAUUUGGCCAGAGCCGCGCCCACACAAAAGGUGCACGUCAUGCAUUUAAGGCCUCCGGCUGCCGCUUGCCACUCGACAACCCAAUAAAUCUAAAUCUAAAUCUACAUCUAAAUUUAAAUCUAAAUCUAAACCUAAUGCUAAACUAAACUAAUGCUAACUAAUGUUUAAAAGAACACUUAAUUUGGCCUUAUUACAGAUUAUUUAACGAUUAAAAGCGUUUCACAAUAUUCAUAUAAAAACUAGCAUGUAAAACGAAAAGAAAUCAUUUGGAAAAGUCUCGCGAAAUCUAUUAGCAAAAUUCCAUGUGCGUACUAAAUGUAAAAAAAAUCGAAAAAGAAAUAAGAAAAAUUAAAAGGAAAAGGAAAAGGAAAAAGAAAGCAACCAAUUAACUAUCGUAAUGUUUGCCAUGACAAUAAAUUUAUGACUAAAUAAUUGAUAAUGCUUCGAUUGCCGUUGAUUGCUAGCCGAAAGUCGGGUCAAAGUUCAAUUCAAAUCGUUUCUCACUCAGUCGCAAACUAUAAUUAAUAAAUUGAUAAUUAGUUGACACAACACAACAAACAAAAGGUUUCCAGAACAACGAACAUUUCUUUUUGAUGUUUCACUUGUCCAAGGAAUUUUCGCCCAUGAUUUUCUUGCUUUUCCAGAAGAACUCACAAAAAAAAUGCAUUUAAUACUUAAUUAGUUUUUAUAUUCUUGUAUUUUAAUGAGGCAAGAGAGAGAGGAGAGCCGAUCGAUCGACGGUAUAUAUAAUAUUAUAUAUGUGUACAUACAUAUAUUUUUUGUAAAUUAUUUCGCAAGAACAACAAAAGCUAGAGAAUCCAAAACCAAAACCAAAUGCAAAAGCAAACAAACGCAAACUGUUAUACUCGAGUUGGAAUACUUCAGAUUUCAAAUACAGCCAGCACACGUUAGCAUAAAUUUAACAAUAAUUACUAUUACAAGCGUAAAUACUUAGCCUAGUUAAAAAACAAAAACCCCUUAACAACAACAAAAUGUUAACUUAAACACUAAAAGAAAACGAAACUUACUUUUAAGCGCAAAUGCAAAUACUAUGUGGUUUGUGAUGGAUAUUUGCACUCUAGGGCCUUAUAUGAAAUACACACUACACUACAUAACACU
Drosophila teissieri is the source of this 6161-nucleotide messenger RNA. RefSeq names its product zinc finger protein 1 (gene zfh1). Gene Ontology annotation, biological process: anatomical structure development; regulation of transcription by RNA polymerase II. The transcript is spliced from 5 exons. The coding region runs from base 393 to 3575 and encodes 1060 amino acids. NCBI's taxonomy places the organism in Eukaryota, Metazoa, Arthropoda, Insecta, Diptera, Drosophilidae. The record is from RefSeq and is a predicted model, not a curated record. Gene Ontology annotation, molecular function: DNA-binding transcription factor activity, RNA polymerase II-specific; RNA polymerase II cis-regulatory region sequence-specific DNA binding.